Molecule: messenger RNA, 1230 nt
Organism: Didymodactylos carnosus
Lineage: Eukaryota; Metazoa; Rotifera; Eurotatoria; Philodinida; Philodinidae
Source: the annotation of a GenBank genome assembly
AUGGUUGAUAAUUCGAUUGUUAAAUUUAUAAAAGAGACAACGAAUAAACUAUUUGGAUCAUUAACAGAUGUGAGUGAUACAACAGCAACAUUAACAAAACAAUUAUUAUUACAAAAGUUGAUAGCAUCAGGAUUAAUUGAACCAAAUGAUAUUAAAAAAAGUUUACAAAUUGGUAUUGAUUAUUUUCUUAAUCUUAAAUUUAAUUCAUACUCUUCAUUAUCAGUUGAUAAUCAAUAUGAAAUUAUUGAACGUGAAAAAUUUCCAGUAAAUAGUAGUGAAAAUACAACGAAACAUACAUUACCCGAUUUUGAUAUUGAAGCUUAUGCAUUAGAUGCAUUUUAUUAUUUAAUGAAUAUUUAUGGUAAUCAUUCUCAAAAAUUACAACAAUCGAUAAAGAAUGGUGAAUUAGAAGAUUUAGAAAAUCCAGCCAAUUCUGGUUCAUUACUUUACACAACAUCAGAUAAGAAAUUUAUAAUAAAAACUGUUCGCGAUUAUGAAUUUAAAUUUAUUCAACAAAUAUUUUUAAAAGAAUAUUCUAAUUAUAUGAAAUUACAUGGAAAUCAAACAUAUUUAACAAAAUUUGAAUCAAUGUUUGGUUAUAUACCCUAUGUAACAUCUCCAACAGCAAGUUUAAAUGUUGAUUCAUUUACAUUAAGAUUUAUAAUAUUUCGAAAUUUUAUACCAAUAAAUUUAAAAAUACAUGAAAAAUAUGAUUUAAAAGGUUCAUCAUAUGGACGUGAUGCAAAUAUAGAUGAAAACCAAAAUCCUUCCACCACAUUAAAAGAUAAUGAAUUUCGUGAAAAACAUCCAAAUGGUUUAAUAAUAUCAUCACAUGAUUAUAAUCAUAUAAAAGAUACAUUAACACGUGAUACAGAAGUAUUAAAAAGUCUAAAUAUUAUGGAUUAUUCAUUGUUACUAGUCAUUCAUAAUAUGAAUAGAAACGAUGAAAAACAAAAAGAUGACGAUAAUAAGAAUAACAAUAGAAAUGAUAUAAGUGAUGAUGGAAUAUCAGCACUGAAUGAAAAUGGUGAACGUUUACUAAUCUAUUUUGGUCUCAUCGAUUUGUUACAAACUUUCGAUGUAUGUAAAGUAAUUCAACAUCAGUGGCACAGUCUACAAGACGGUGAUGAUGUUGAUAAACGAUCAAUCAAUGAACCAGAAUUUUAUGCUAAAAGAUUUCAAGAUUUUGUAUUUAAUAGUGUGUUUAAAUCAUCCUCUAUUGAUGAUUAA